This is a messenger RNA of Vitis riparia (riverbank grape), 894 nucleotides long. RefSeq names its product receptor-like protein EIX2. Gene Ontology annotation, molecular function: protein binding. NCBI's taxonomy places the organism in Eukaryota, Viridiplantae, Streptophyta, Magnoliopsida, Vitales, Vitaceae. The transcript is spliced from 3 exons. The record is from RefSeq and is a predicted model, not a curated record. Bases 1 to 894 code for a protein of 297 amino acids.
AUGGCAAGUAGGAAAACCACCGUUCCACUCCUUAUUCUUUUGCUUUCUCUCUUUUUGAAGUUUCUCAUGGUUGAAGCUCUUACAAUCAAUUCUAAUGACAUUGAUCUCAACAAAGCUUGCAUUGAGGAAGAGCGGAAAGCGCUUCUUGAAUUCAAACAUGGUCUGUAUGAUCCUUCAGGUAGGCUUUCUUCCUGGAUUGGUGCUGAUUGCUGCAAGUGGACAGGUGUGGAUUGCAACAAUCGGACAGGGAAUGUUGUCAAGGUUGACCUCAGAUAUCGUGGCUUCUUUCUUUUGGGUGGUGAGAUAAGUAGUUCCUUACUUGACUUGAAACAUUUAACUUACCUGGACCUAAGUCUUAAUGAUUUUCAAGGAAUUCCAAUUCCAAAUUUCCUGGGCUCAUUUGAAAGGUUGAGAUACCUUAAUCUCUCUAAUGCAGCAUUUGGUGGAAUGAUUCCUCCUCAUCUUGGAAAUUUAUCACAGUUACGUUAUCUUGAUCUUUUUGGAGGAGGAGAUUAUCCAAUGAAGGUUUCUAAUUUAAAUUGGCUUUCUGGUCUUUCUUCUUUAAAAUACCUUGAUCUGGGUCACUUCCCUCAGUACUCCAAUCCAUUUGUUAAUUUGACUUCGGUUUUGGUCAUUGAUCUCUCCUACAACAAUUUCAACACUACUUUGCCUGGCUGGUUGUUUAACGUCAGUACCCUUACGGAUCUUUAUUUAAAUGGUGGUACAAUUAAAGGUCCGAUUCCCCAUGUUAACUUGCGAUGCCUUCGCAACUUGGUGACCUUAGAUCUCUCAUACAAUAGUAUUGGAGGUGAAGGAAUUGAAUUCCUGAGUCGAUUAUCAGCAUGCACUAAUAAUUCCUUGGAAGAGUUAAACUUGGGCGGGACCCAUCCCUGA